Messenger RNA from Neoarthrinium moseri, 5565 nucleotides. RefSeq lists its product as uncharacterized. The record is from RefSeq and is a predicted model, not a curated record. The transcript is spliced from 2 exons. The coding region runs from base 1 to 5565 and encodes 1854 amino acids. NCBI's taxonomy places the organism in Eukaryota, Fungi, Ascomycota, Sordariomycetes, Amphisphaeriales, Apiosporaceae.
AUGGGUUUCAGCAACGCGUUGUUCGGUGGUAGGUAUCUCAGCCGCAAUAUUGAGACUCUGAAUCAAGCGAUUCAGGCCGAUAGUCUGGCAUGUAGUAACUUUCCUUCUUUUACACUGCACAUCGUAGGAGUCUGGUUAGCUUCGACGCCUGUCCAGAGCUCCCAGCCCUUGGCUUUGUGUCCAGCUGCGAGCUUCCAGGCCUCUGUCGGCUCUGGUAUUGUUUGUCGCUUCGUGGAGCGCAUACCCACUUCCACCGACCGUCUUGACGUCUUGCGCUCUGUGCCGGAGAGCCAUCCUGGAGGCGAUCGUAACCCUUCGCCGCGGAGCACCACCAAGUUGAGAGCGCACCACAUGCGCACGGACUGCAUCGCCGCCUACUCCUCUGCCCCGAUCUCGACGUAUAAGGCCCGAACCCCCUGCCGGAAUUCCGACCUCGUUUUGUACAAGUCCACAGGACUUAUGCAGUACAACUUCCCGAAAGCUGGCGAUGAAUACCCCGAUUUUGUCAGUCACGGCGCAGAGCCGGUAUCACUUGCUCCCGAGGAGCUACUGCAGAUCAAGAGACGGGGUACGGCAGACCUACCACCACAGAAUGCAUCAAAAUCAAAAGAUGGCCGCCGGGGCGAUGGCACGCUCCAAGAGAUUGACGAAAUGGGCGCCACAGGCUACUUCGACCCCUCUGCUUUUCUAGGGCCGGACGGUUAUAUUGAUACAUGUUCCCCGGCCGAUGAUGAGGCCCACGCAGAAAGUAAUACUAAUCAAGAACAAGGGAAGUCGGACUCUGUGGUCUCUUCGGUCGCUGCCACACCCAUCAUGGGAGCGCCAGCCUCAGUCGCAAGUGUCGAGCUGGACGGGGUUGGCCGUAAGGGGUUGGAUGCCGGUUCCGAUGAAAGUCGACCAACGGCUGAUCAGCCCGAAAGGGCUGUACAUAUGCUUGACGGGCAGCCAAUGUACGCUGAGCUGCCAGACAGGUCGGCGGUCUUCACAGGCCAGGGGACAUGGAUACCGAUCGGGUCCAUGGCCGAGCUGCCCACCAGCGAUACUCUGAAAUGCGCCGAUGAGUUAGCACCUAUUGAAAUGGAUGCUUCCUCCAGUGGACCGAGUGUUGUGCGGCCGUCGAUGUCUUCAGAUACGCCUAUUGAACUACCGACAGAACCAACCUCUAUUGAUAUGAAGAAGCCGCCUCGGCCGCCUCAGCCACCUCAGCCAACUUCCGCUCACAUGACAUCGAUGGUGGACUACCCCUUAGUUUCUGCUUCAUUCUCAUAUCCUGCCCCGAGAGGUGUGGGAUCUGCUCCAGCACAGUUCAUCAUCACAUCAACAUCUGCAAAGCCUGUAGUGGCCAAGCCCCAGCCUGACAACUAUCAAUCAUGGAAUUCUGCAGCCAAUAGACCAGGUGGAGAGGUUGUCACAUCAAAGCGGUCUUCCCUGGCCCUUGCCGGAGUGUCUAUACUUCAACCACAGAACAGCGAGUUGAUGGCAGAUCGUCACUCAAGACAUUCGAUUUCUGGACCCCCGCAGUCAGCAGGUGCCAUUCAGCGGCAUCCAACGGUACUCACACCUCCUUCGGGGCCGAAAAUCUCUAUGGGACAAGGGCAUGGUCCCUCUGUUGAAGAGCCUCCACACUCCCAAGUACCUACAGCUUUGCGUCCGGCCCAAGGCUUGCAAAAUGGUUCAGUAUCUCUGGAUUACAGGCCACAGCAUGGACAUCCUUCCAUACCAGGGUCUAAUGCCCGGCACGACAGCAUCUCGUCUGGCUCUAUCUUGCACUCGCCUGGCGAUCCCGGGGCAGGCACCACGCUAUCUCACGUGCCAACUGUACUGAAGCCUGCCCAUUAUCGCCAUAAUUUCACUGCGACGUCUCAGCAGGAUAACUACGGCCGUCAAUCUCUUCAGACACAUCAAUAUGGCCGAGUUGGCUCUCAGGUACCUAUGCAGUCAUACAGAGCUCAAUCGAUACCGAUGCAUCAUAGAUACUACACAGGCGACCUACCACCUACCCACCCACAACCCCACGGAGACCUACCGCUAAAGUUGCUGCCAUCCGCUCCAAAUCAAUUACCUGGCAACACUAAUAGUCCCAAUCACCCUAUCUCACACAGGGUCAACACAAUGCCAAACCAAUUGCCGUCUCAAACCAACCACCUACCUCCUCGAAAUGGUCCAGGUCUUUUGAUAUUUCAAGAAUUUGCGCCCACUCAGCCAUCCGGAACUCAAUUUCCGACUGGAUCCCAACAACUGUAUACAGAGGACUCCGCUGUGAUGACUGCUCAACAGACUCGCCCGGCGCAAAUUCAACUGCAGGGGUAUGAUCAUACAGCUCAGGGGUCUGCGAAGCCCACGUUUCCUAAUGACGGUGCUAAUGGCAAUUCGAAAAUCAAGACUGAGUUAACACGACCAUACUACGACUUGGGAGGAACCUUGCCAGAGAUCAGGCAGGACCAAAGCCCAAAUGACACGGUGAUGGGCGAGCCAUUACCUUCGGUUGCUCCCCUCUCGCUCCCCAAGCCGUCCGGAGUUGGUAAGAAUACUCAAAGAGUUUCAUCGCAAAGCUCUCCUCCUGAAGAAAAGCCAAGCUCUAGGCAUGGUCGUACAACAUCGGAGCAAAUAUCAGAUGCGAUUAUGGUCGUCAGCGAAGUUGUGCCUACUGUUGCUGAAGCUGGAAGCGCCUCGGGUUCGAGCGCGAUGACCAAACCCGCAUUACACGUCGAAGCUACUGAUUCGAACAAAGAUGAAUACUCGAAGGAACAUCAGGGUGAUUCUAGUAUUACAGUACAAGCACAUGCCGAGACGUCACCAUCUGGUCCAGAUGGGCAUAAUAGCAACCCUACUAUUGAGACCUCACCGCCGUCAUGUGCAUCAAAUGGACAACAGUUUCAAGUUGAUGUAAGCCUUUCAGCACAAUCAGACGCAAUAUCACAUGUUGGGGCCACUGAAACGCCGCCGGAACGCUCCGAUGUUGUCAGUUCGGCAUCGAUAUUGCCCGGUCCAAGCAAGCCGGCUCCAGAUAUCACGGCCAAUCAAAGCACGCAAAGCUCACCUUCUCUGCCUGAAAACAGCAAUUCGAAGCUCAACGGUAGCCCAGAAGAAGCGUGCGCAGAUCCACAGUCUUCGGCCCUGACUGAUUCAGCGUCUCACUCAGUCUCAGUGGUUCGACCGUCUGGGCAGUCUCCUAUUUCGUACUCUUCCACGCAAGUGUCACCGGCGAUCUCUAUUAAGUCUUCCUUUAGACGCAAGCCGGUUGGUGGAAAUAAGCCUCCAAAACAGACGCCGUCACCAACUAUGUCAGACAAGCCCAACAAGACUGAGUCGCAAGCAGGCCAACAUGCAGUUAUGAGUAUUCAGAGUCCUACGGGGCAAGGACCUGCACCUAAGCCAGAUGGAUCACAAUUUCAACAUCAAGUCCCGAGCCUCCAACUCCAGCAACAACCACCGCCCAUAAGCCAAAGUCAUGUGUCAUCUCCGGCACAGUCGGUCGCGUCGCUACAGCAGACACCGUCUUCAACCUUCUCUCAAGUGUACGAGCCUCCAAGCGCUGCCAGCACUUCUGCUCCUGAAACGCCUCUCCAACAACAAAUGACUUCGCCAGGUCCGCAAUUUCCUCCGGCAUCUGCUCCUACGUCUUCUCCUGCACACCAAGCAAGUCCGUCGGCAGGUUCUAUAGCGACAAAUGGGCAUCCGCAAUAUCAGCCGCUGCAACAAAUGGCAAGUCAAGCAGCGCCAGUCUCAAUGAUCGAGAAUCACAUCUCCCAGACAGCAGUGCCGUCGGCUAAUGUUCCCCUAAAGCCCAGUCAGCCAACCCCAAGCCAUGCUCCAAAGCCAACUCAGGGGCAAUGGACAGCGCAACAGUCUCAGCAUUCAGCGCAGUUACAGAUCAACCUGAACUCAGUGGUCCAGAAUGCUACGCCACCGUGGCAAUCUCCUGUACAGCCACAAAUUGUGAACUCUAGCCAAACAACGAGUCAGCCCCUGCAUCACCAGCAACAGCAGCAACAGCAGUUGCAUGUGCAAGGCGCUGGUCAUCCAGUGUCAAAUCAGCAUGCUCAAACCCCUCAGAUAUUUAGCCCUCAGAGCCACAACGGCCAGGCGUCACAUAUGCCACCUGCACACCAAGUACCUCAAGUUCAACCACAAUCUGUCCUCACUCCUGACUCGACACCAGGGUAUCCAUGGCAACAUCAACACCACCAGCAUCAUCAACAAGUUCAACAGCAAGCCCAGCAACAACCCCUCGCACAACAGGUCUACUCACCUCCAACCCAUACCCAGAGCGGGUUUCCACAGAACAGUUCCCAUCAGCAACUUGCCCAACAACCUUUGUAUUCUCAGCAGCCAAGUCAUAUGCAAUCAUCUAAUGGUCAAAGCCCACAGGGGGCUGUUCAUCCACCCGUCCAGUCGGGCCAGUCAAAACCACAAGUACAAAGCCAAGGCCAGAACCCAGCCUUGACUGGAGCUGAGACAGCUGCAGCGUUCGCCAGCGCAGGCAAAGAGCUCAAAGGAUGGGCAAAGAAAAUAUGGAAGAAUCAGGCGUUGAAGCAAACCGCAGCAGGGGUAGUAGGAGCUGUCGCAGCCGAAUCGAUGGGUGGCAAUGCUUUUGCUGGUGCCAUGCUUGCAAACCGGAUAUACGAAAACUCUCAUGCGCAGCAGACUCCGCAGCAAAAUGGAAGACCGCCGAAACCAGUGCACUCAUAUACCGCGCCACCUCAAGCUCAGGGGCUACCUGGCCCAAAACCUCCAGCUCAAGGAUUCAAUCAAACAGUACCAGGGAUGCAGCCCGUCGGUGUCCAGACGCCUGGUAGACCAUAUGUUGUCCAAAACCCAGCGAUGGCCGGAAUGGCAUCGCAACCUGGGCAGCCGGGACCAAGGCCACCACAACCAGUGGUUGCGCGUCCUCCACCCCCGAAUGGACCGCCUCCAGGGCAGCCACAAUGGCAGCAAGUUUUUACCGCACCACAUGGUGCACAUAGUGGGGCAUCACAUCAGUCGCACGCCGAUGCCAACCAACAGGCGUACAACCAGAAUGCCGCCUUUCCGACACAAGACAGUGGGUCUACAGACGGCUCAGCUAUGAUGUUCGAUCAAACAAGUUUCCAGAACACGACUGUAUUAGAUACUUCAGCAUCUGGAUCCUACUUCGCGCCCCAAACCACGGACAACGUCAAUGUGGUGAACGUGAAUGUCGACAACACCGUCAAUGCUCAAUAUAACACUCAACCCGCGCCGGUUUACAUAGACAGUGUCGCGCCAGGAGCCAACACUACGUACAUGGACCCAACGAAUGGAACGUACGUCGAUGCCACCAAUACGACAUACGUAGAUACGACGAACACGUCCUACGUGGACACUUCUAAUACGGCCUACACGGAUACGACAAACAUCAAUGUUGAUUCAACAACCGUCGUUGAUGUUCAUGUGGAUAUGAACACCAACGUGGGCGUCGAUCAGUCCUACAUGUCUGGUGAUACGGUUUCCAUGUAUACUGUAGAUGAAACGGCCACGAUGGAGACGACUGAGUGGUCGGCAGUAGAUUAUUCAGGCGGUGACUGGGGUGGAGGAUGGGAGUAA